AUACAGGGGAGCCAACAGAACGGCGUGACAUUCGCAGCUAGCUUCACGUUGACUGUGCUCCACAAACAGCCGCAGUAUCGACAAACGUUCACAAAACGUUUAGACGUAACAACCAUAGUGUCACUUCUCUUCUUAUUUCAUUAACUACACCAUUCAAAACUUCAAUUUUCCUUCGUUUUUAGUUGUAUAAGUGUUAAGUGUUACCGUUAUUAUGUUAAAGUAAUUCAUAGUGCCGCAUAAUCGUACAUAUUUUCAAGCAAUUACGUAAUGGGAAUUAUGCUAGACAAGUUUAAAGUUUUGCCCUGAAAUUCAACAUGGCCGCUGACACAGGGAUGGAUACUUGCCCCAGUCCGGAAAUCACGGACUCGAGGAAACGGCCGCUCGACGGCGACUCGGAAAAUGGAGACGUAAAGCGAUCACACUUUAGCUCGGUGCAAGACUUGGUGACCGCAUUGCCUCUGGCCAACGGCCAUGGCAAUAUUACGUCUCAUUUCGCCGUGGAGCCGACAUACCACUUCAAGGUGCUGGUGCCGUCCAUGGUGGCCGGCGCCAUCAUCGGCAAGGGUGGCGAGACCAUCGCCCAGCUGCAAAAAGACACUGGCGCCAGGGUCAAGAUGUCCAAGUCCCACGACUUUUAUCCUGGAACUACGGAGCGAGCAUGCCUGAUCACCGGCUCAGUCGAGGGCAUCAUGGUCGUCCUGGACUUCAUCAUGGACAAAAUCAAGGAGAAGCCUGAGCUCGUCAAACCAUUCCCAGAGGGUGUCGACACCAAGAUGCCCCAGGAUAGAGACAAGCAGGUGAAGAUCCUGGUGCCUAACUCAACAGCUGGCAUGAUCAUCGGCAAAGGCGGCAACUACAUCAAGCAGAUCAAGGAACAGAGUGGCAGCUACGUGCAGAUCUCGCAAAAAGCUAAGGAGCUGUCGCUGCAAGAGAGAUGCAUCACCGUUGUGGGUGAGAAAGAGAACAACAAGAAGGCCUGCGUGAUGAUCCUGCAGAAGGUCGUGGACGACCCGCAGUCCGGGUCCUGCCCCAACGUGUCGUACGCGGACGUGGCGGGGCCCGUGGCCAACUACAACCCCACCGGCUCGCCCUACGCCGUGCCCACCGCUGAGGUGAAAGAGAACCACGCGCUGAGCGGCGUGGGAGGAGGCGUGGGCGGCGUGCUGGUGAACGGCGCGGGCGUGGGCGGCGUGGCGGGCGGGCUGGGCGCGCUGUCGCUGUCUCUGUCGCUGGCGCCGCCCGGCUCGCAGCCGCCCGCGCCGCUCACGCAGCACACGCUGGACCACAUCAAGGCCGCGCUGCGCCAGGCCGGCUACAGCGAGGCCGGCAUCUCGGAGAUUGGCGCGGCGCUGGCGCUGCUGGUGAAGCACGGCGUCCUGGGGCUGGCGCUGCCGGCCGCGCUGCCGGCGCCGCCGCUGUCGGCCGCCUACUUCCCGCUGCCGGCGCAGGACCCGCCCACCGUCUUCGGGCCCAUCGGCCAAGUGCCGCUCGGCGGCGCGCGCGGCGGCUCCUUAGAGCGUUUCGCGGAGGUUGCAUUCGAGGCGCUUCGCCCCCCAGCCGUGGCGCCUAUCUCGCUGUCGGCCGGCGUGGGCAGCGUGGGUGGCGUGGGAGGCGUGGGCGGCGUAGCUGGCUUCCCCUCUGCCUCGCUGCUGCCGCUGUCCAAGAGUCCCACGCCCGCCGACGCGGGAGCCAAGGACUCCAAGAAUGUCGAGAUUGCAGAGGUCAUCGUCGGGGCUAUACUCGGCCCCGGCGGGCGCAGCCUGGUGGAGAUCCAGCAGAUGUCGGGCGCCAACAUCCAGAUCUCUAAGAAGGGCACGUUCGCGCCCGGCACCCGCAACCGCAUCGUCACCAUCACGGGCACCGCCACGGCCAUCAGUAACGCGCAGUACCUCAUCGAGCAGAAGAUCCAGGAGGAGGAGCUCAAGCGCACGCGCCACAACGCCAUCUCCGGCCUCAUGCAGUAACCGCCGCCACCCGACCGACUACACUCUGUACAUUUCUUGUAUUUCGUUCUAGCGUAGUGUCUAGUUCUAGUCAAACACUGUUGGAUCACAGACCGUCUGCGUCGCUCGGUCACCUUAAACUAUUGGCGCGAGUUACCUGACUCUAGUUAAGAAGUUUUGUUUUGUUUUAAUCUGACGGAGGAUAUAAUUUAUGCAGCUGUAGGCACGCCCCGCCGGGGCCCCGGCCGCCACUGUACGGGGCCCCGCCGCUCACUUUACGUUCUUAUCGUGAUGACAAGUCAUUAUUUUGUUCUGCCUAGCAGACGUUAUUGUUGUUUAAGAUAUAAUAAUGAAAAUAUUGUGAUAUCUCCUAUCACGGAAAUUCCUAUUCCAUACACAUAUUAUUUUUGUAUAUUAUUCACCACAGCAUACAUUUUUUUAUUUACAAAGUUGAGUUCAUUGUAAAUGUUACCAUUGAUAAGUUAUUUUUCUUUAGUUUAUUAGGAUUAGUGAUGUGGUUAAUUAAUGAAUAAUAAACGUACGCACGCGCGACGUCCCGCGGGCGACGUCGCCGGCGUCAUACGCAACCUGUGGGAGUUUAGGAGCUGAGUCCUACCAAAGUUUUAUUUACUGACAAGCUGCCGCAAGCAUCGACUUGGUCACCCUCUACCGAGUGCUCCGACUGAAUCGUUCACUUCGUCCUCUGUUCAGUCCGACACUACAGGCCGGGCAUGUUGCAAUAGUCGCCGGUAGAGGGCCACUCGCCACGUGCCCAGUCUACACUCGAGUCUCGCGCGGGGCUGGGUACUAAUUUGGCGAGCAGUUGUUCAUUCCUGAUUUCUCUCGGUAAAGAUCUUUAUUUUUUUAUACAUUUAUAAAACAAAAUGAAAAUAUCUAAUCGUUUUUAAAUAUUUUUUUUAUUAGGAAUGUUUCAUAGUUAUUGAUUUGUUGUCGGUCUAAAUUUGUCUUACGAUAUAAGUACAAUUUAAAUAAUAAUAAUAAUAGUAAAUGCAUGUCCAGACUAGUAGGUGAAAAGUAAUAAGAAAAUAUUUUAAACAUUUUAAAUGCAGAUUUCUAUAUAUCGAGAUGACAAUAUAAAUGAUAUAUUCUUAUUUACAGUUACUAUAUUGAUUGAAUAUUUUAUUUUUGCGCCGUCGUUUAACCAAGACGUUCUUUUAGUGUCUGUUAGUGUCCACACGACGGCCACUGCCGGCAGCCUGCAGCCGGCGCGACCUGGCUGGCCGGCCGGCGCGACCUGGGGGCUUACUCUUGAAUACAAUUCCGAUCGAUCGACAUUGGUAUUGUGAAAUUUCGUACUCUUGAUUUGCAACUCUAGCGCCCAUUGCAUCCGCAUUGCGUGGUUAUUUAAUAAACUAAAUGGUAUUGAGUUUGGCUUUAGAUUCCGUACUCUGAAUGCUAUUGUAACAGCUACGAUAAGGGUUGUAUAGUUUUGACAUUGAAUAAUUAUUGAGAUUUUAUUGGAUUAAAAUUGCAUUGACAUUGAGAUUGGUUUCAAGAGUAAGCACCCUGGCUGGCCGGCCGGCGCGACCUGGCUGGCCGGCCGGCGCGACCUGGCUGGCCGGCCGGCGCGACCUGGCUGGCCGGCCGGCGCGACCUGGCUGGCCGGCCGGCGCGACCUGGCUGGCCGGCCGGCGCGACCUGGCUGGCCGGCCGGCGCGACCUGGCUGGCCGGCCGGCAGCGGCCUGCGUGUGAUGUAGCGUUACAUAAUAUUAUAAACUGUGAUUGUUUUCGUCGACAUUGUCAAGGUACUACGUGUCAGUCUCCACUUAGUGUAGAAGCCGUUCGGUACUUCGUCGGAGGGUAGUUAUAAGUUGUGUUUGUUUACCUCAGAAGUGCCAUCGUUCUAGAUACAGGAUUAGUGAGGUGAGCCUCUCGACAUGUUCAAUGUUUCACACGACUACUUGCUGUCUAACUACUUCGGGCCCACGUUGGGCGCCAACGCGUAAUGCGGUAACAUGAUAAUGCAGAUAGUCUACUACUGGUUGACUCACGAAGGCGGUGACUACAUCAAAUGUGAAUAAACGUAUGAAGUACAAAAGAAAACGUAUUCAUAAUAAAUGAUAUAAUAAUUUGAAAUCGGCUUAAUGAUGAAAGUUAAUGUACGAUGAUAGUGUUUAAGGAAUCGGAAUUGAGAGACAAUUUCUCAGCUAAUUCAUUCACAAUUACGCGAUUAUAAUAAUAAAAAUUAUAAUAUAAAUAUUUUAACUAAUUAAUAAUUAGGGAAGUGAGCACGUUCUAUUCGCCAUAACCUCGUACUUCCGUGAGAGUGAAAUAAUAGUAAUGUAUCGUUGUAAGCUGCGCCGUAGCGAGCGCGCCUGCGACUGGCAGCUCGGCCAGGCGCCCGCCACUCGGCAUUACUUGUGGAUAUUGUUAACUGAUCUAUUACAUAUAUACGUGUGUUAUGUAGUUAACAUUCGCAGUGUAGUGUGGCAUUACAGUAGCUAGUUUAUAUUUAUAUAAUAUUCAAUCUUUAAAGUAUAUACAUAAGUAAAGCUGUUGGAUACAUUUCCGGUGUUUUCGAAUUUUCUCAUCUUAACUAUGUAUAAUGGGGGUAGGUACAGAUAUCGUCUUGUGUCAAUUAAUUAAUACGUCUGUGCGUUCGCGGUGGCUAUAACCGGGGAACUGAGGGGGUGAGGGGUGAGGGGGGGUAUUGCGUACGGUAUGGGCAGACACAUCGGCGGUACGUCGCGGCGGAGGGUGAGUGACCGCGAGUGACCGCGAGGGACCGCGAGUGACCGCGAGGGACCGCGAGUGACCGCGAGCACACAGACGGUCGUGUCGGCCGCGGCCAGAACGCGAAUCGCCUGUCACGUCGAUUUAACAAGCUCAAUUUUAAUCGCAACUAAAUCUUGAUUAGUCGGUACGUAUAAGUCAAAUGCGUCAAUUAAAAGAAAUGUAUGGUUUCCAAAAAAAUGAAAUAUCAUUUCACGGUUCGGGCGAGCUCUGGGGGGUAGACAUAGUUUCAGUCUUGUUUCUUCACUCUCUCUUUCUCUCUUUCUUAGUGACUGUGUUGUUAGUGGGCGCGGCGGCCGCGUGGUCUGUCGGACGACUGCACGCGCUGCGCCAUCGCGACUCGGGACGACCGCCGCGCCGACACUUAUUUAACAAUGGAACUCUAGUUAGUUAUAAUUAACAUGUUUAAAAUCAAUAUAAUUAGAUAAUUUUAAAAUUACUGGGAAAAUGUUAAUGUUGUUAUACUGAAGUUGUUACAAUAUUUGAGAGUAUAUUAACGUGAAUACAAAAUAUUUUAAGUGCGGUAAUCAUUAUCCGGAUAGUUUAUCGCGUGGCAAGAUAAUAACCAGUAGAUGUUCGUUCAUCGCCCCGACCCACGUACUCGGCACACGCAGAAGGCGGCCCGCGAGCCGCGCCAUCCGCACCUCCACCGUCACUGUGUAAUGCUGUUACGAUUAAGGAAUUUCAAUGUUGUAGGAUAAGGUAGCUAGUUGUCAUUCUUCAUUAUACGGAACUAACGCAGAGGUCUCUCUCGGCACUCCGAGCCGGCACGUGGCGACACUCUGGCCGCGCGUCUCCUCGCAUCCUCCCAUUUUAAUUUUAAUAGCUAAAUGUUGUUGAAUUUGUUGAUAGAGUGGUUUAUUGUAAUUACUAUAGGUAGUCUAGUGGGUAUACACGCGAAGGUGGCAGCCGUUGGGUGCGCUAGGAUAGAGUAAGGUUCGAUACUGUGUUUAGGAAAAUGGCUGUGCGUUCAAGUCGAACUCAACAUUAAGACAUCACCAUAACGCUUGUUUCUGAUGGGCGCGAAUCGCACACGACGCUCGCGCGCUCUCCGCUCGGCGCUCGCUCGUGACUGUACUCGGCGGUACUCGGCGGUACUCGGCAAUACUCGGCUGCACUCGGCAGUGCUCAGAGCGCGCUCCACUCACUAUCUGUAUAUAAUUGCAUAACAUUUUUCAUUUACGUUACUCUCCUUGCUCAUUGUCAUCAAUUUAUUAAAGACUGAGGAAUCAACUCGCGCAUAUUGACAUCGUCACGAACGCGUCCCAAACGGUAGGGAUUUAAUUGUAAUAUAUAAUUGUUUAUUAAUCAUUAAAUUAAAAAUUUCGCUGUGUUUCAUGUGGGCUAGUCCGCCAGGGCGUAGUCGUGUGCGAUUCUCGCAGUACACUCGCGGUGUUUAACGUUUUCAUUGUUACACGUCAGUUUUAUUGUUAACGCCCAAGUUAAAGAUUUCCGUGAGUUGGCCGCUGCUGCGAGUGUACGGAGUGAGCGGGC
Molecule: messenger RNA, 6192 nt
Organism: Spodoptera littoralis (African cotton leafworm)
Lineage: Eukaryota; Metazoa; Arthropoda; Insecta; Lepidoptera; Noctuidae
Source: the annotation of a GenBank genome assembly